AUGGAGAAAGUUCUAAUUUGUUUCAUAUUCUUAUUUUUCAUCUCCAUCCAAAAAACAAAUUCCCUUCUUAUAUUUAGAAAUUUUAACAUUGAAAUUUCAAAUCAUCUUGCAAAUAACAAUAAACUUAUGGUCAACUGUAGAUCUGGCACAGACAAAUCGACGAAAGUUACUUUUCUUCCCUCCAAUACUGAAUGGAUAAUCAAAUUCAAAGUAUUUCCAAGAACUUUGAUAUGGCGCAACUUAUGGAAGGGACCUAAUUAUGAGCAGCAUGCAACGUUUAACGCAUUUAUCGGGAAAGAAAGUUUUAUACAUAACAUAUGUGGGGGUAGAAAACCGAACGUAUGUUUCUGGCAAGCGCAAAAAGAUGGAAUAUAUGUACGAAAUAAUGCAGCGGGAACUUUUAAGUUUAUGUAUAAAUGGGAUACAAAGGAUUUGACAAAUAUAUGAUUUAAUUAAAUACAUUUUUCUCUUAAGAAAUAUUAUUAGUUUGUCAA
This is a messenger RNA of Camelina sativa (false flax), 494 nucleotides long. RefSeq names its product S-protein homolog 9-like. NCBI's taxonomy places the organism in Eukaryota, Viridiplantae, Streptophyta, Magnoliopsida, Brassicales, Brassicaceae. The record is from RefSeq and is a predicted model, not a curated record.